Messenger RNA from Sclerotinia sclerotiorum 1980 UF-70, 2616 nucleotides. RefSeq lists its product as hypothetical. The record is from RefSeq and is a predicted model, not a curated record. Gene Ontology annotation, cellular component: nucleus; MCM complex. NCBI's taxonomy places the organism in Eukaryota, Fungi, Ascomycota, Leotiomycetes, Helotiales, Sclerotiniaceae. Gene Ontology annotation, molecular function: 3'-5' DNA helicase activity; single-stranded DNA helicase activity; single-stranded DNA binding. The coding region runs from base 1 to 2616 and encodes 871 amino acids. Gene Ontology annotation, biological process: DNA replication; double-strand break repair via break-induced replication; mitotic DNA replication initiation. The transcript is spliced from 2 exons.
AUGUCGUCUGCGAACCGUGGUGUCGACAGCAGCCGAAAUCGUCGCAAGCGCUCCAGGGAACCAGAAGAUGAAGACCUUCCAGGCGGUGCUGCACCUUCUAGUCCACCUGGAGACUUCAGAUCUUCCCCGCCAGCACCAAUUCGACACGGCGUCGAAGAUGAGGAUGAUGACGAGAUAGAAGAUGAUGUUGAGAUAGCCCUCGAUAUUGAUGAUGCAGACGAGAUGGCCGAAGAUGAGGAUGGAAUUGAUCUUUUCGCUGGAAACUACGAACGAGAUUACAAUGCCCGGGACGAUAGAAACUACGAAGGUGCGGACAUUGAUGACGAGGGGGACUAUGAAGAGCUAGAUGUCGCUGCAAGAAGACAACUCGAAGCUAGAUUGAAUCACCGAGAUCGAGAACUUGCUAGACAGCGUCGCAUGCCAGCUGCUUUCUUGCAGGAUGAGGAUGAGGAUGGAGACCUGGAUUUAAUGAAUCAACCAAGACGCAGACGCCAUCAUUAUGACGAAGAUGAGGAUGAAGAUAUGCAAGAGGAUAUUAUGGAAGAGGAAUUAUCCUUGGAGACUUUACAAGAUGUUAAGUCAUCAAGUUUGGUUGAGUGGAUUGCUACACCAUCUGUCCAAAGAACUAUUAGGAGAGAGUUCAAAGCUUUCCUUACGGAAUACACCGACGAUCAUGGAGUUUCUGUUUAUGGUAGUCGCAUCAAGACUCUCGGAGAGGUCAACGCAGAGUCGCUGGAAGUCUCUUAUGAUCAUUUGUCCGCCUCAAAAGCUAUUCUCGCCUAUUUCUUGGCCAACGCUCCAGGUGAAAUGCUUCAGUUGUUUGACGAAGUUGCUAUGGAGGUUACCCUACUGCAUUAUAACGAUUACCAGCAAAUUCAUUCCGAAAUUCAUGUCCGCAUUACUGACUUACCUGUUCAUUAUACCCUACGUCAACUACGUCAAACACAUUUGAACUGCCUGGUUAGAGUCAGUGGUGUGGUUACUCGUCGAAGUGGUGUAUUUCCACAGCUAAAAUAUGUCAUGUUUGAUUGUUCUAAAUGUCACACGAGACUCGGUCCUUUCCAACAGGAGUCUAAUGUGGAAGUUAAGAUUUCAUUCUGCGCGAAUUGCCAAUCUCGUGGUCCUUUCAACCUCAACUCUGAAAAGACUGUCUACCGCAAUUACCAAAAGUUGACUCUCCAAGAAUCACCGGGAACUGUUCCCGCCGGUCGUCUGCCCCGCCACCGCGAAGUUAUUCUUCUUUGGGAUUUAAUCGAUAAAGCUAAGCCUGGUGAAGAGAUUGAAGUAACGGGUGUUUACCGCAAUAACUACGAUGCUCAGUUAAAUAACCGAAAUGGUUUCCCGGUAUUUGCAACAAUCUUAGAGGCUAACAACGUUGUUAAAUCUCACGAUCAGCUUGCUGGUUUUAGACUCACGGAGGAAGAUGAACAUGAGAUUCGCGCGCUCUCGCGUGAUCCUCAAAUUGUCGACAAAAUUAUCAACUCGAUUGCACCAAGUAUUUACGGCCAUACCGAUAUCAAAACAGCUGUGGCUCUGUCACUUAUGGGUGGAGUCGCAAAAGUCGCUCAAGGAAAGCAUCAUAUUCGUGGUGAUAUCAAUGUACUCCUUCUGGGAGAUCCAGGAACAGCGAAAUCACAAGUUCUCAAGUAUGUCGAGAAGACUGCUCACAGAGCUGUGUUUGCCACAGGUCAAGGAGCUAGUGCUGUUGGUCUUACAGCUAGUGUACGCAAAGAUCCUCUUACUAGCGAGUGGACUUUGGAAGGUGGUGCUUUAGUCCUUGCAGACAGAGGCACAUGUCUUAUUGAUGAGUUCGAUAAAAUGAACGAUCAGGAUAGAACAUCUAUUCAUGAAGCUAUGGAACAACAAACUAUCUCUAUUUCCAAAGCCGGUAUUGUCACAACACUUCAAGCUCGUUGUGGUAUCAUUGCUGCCGCAAAUCCAAUUGGUGGUCGCUAUAAUUCAACUAUCCCCUUCUCGCAAAAUGUCGAGCUCACUGAACCAAUUUUGUCUCGUUUUGACAUUCUUUGCGUUGUUCGUGAUACUGUGGAUCCAGCUGAAGAUGAACGGCUUGCCAGAUUUGUUGUGGGGUCUCAUGGGCGUUCUCAUCCAGGGAGCCAGCCUACGGAUGAAAACCAAGCUUCUAUGGAAACAGAGCAUGACGCUGAAAUGCGAGAUAGCGCUAUUAAUGGCGGUGAGCCCAAGCAAGAAGGUGAAAUCAAGCAAGAAUUGCUUCGGAAGUACAUUCUUUAUGCUAGAGAAAGAUGUAGUCCAAAGCUAUACAAUAUUGAUGAGGAGAAAGUGUCGAAGCUUUUCGCAGAUAUGAGAAGAGAAUCAUUAGCAACCGGAGCAUAUCCUAUUACUGUUCGUCAUCUCGAAGCUAUCAUGCGUAUCAGUGAAGCAUUCUGUCGAAUGCGACUUUCUGAAUAUGUCUCCGCGCAAGAUAUUGAUCGAGCUAUUGCUGUCACGAUUGAUUCUUUCGUUGGUAGUCAGAAGGUCAGCUGCAAAAAAGCACUUGCUCGUGCUUUCGCAAAGUACACCCUUGCAAGACCUGGUGGUGGAAGGAGGAAUAGAAAUUCAGAGAGAGGGCAGAGGGCGGCCACUGCUGCGAUGGCUUAA